CUCCCAAUCUAUCGUCGUUUUGUAUCCCGAGGAUGAGUUUCAAUCAAGUUCCCGUUUGAUUCAUUCAUUGAUCUUAAUCAAAAUUGUUUCUUGAUUUGUGAGUGAAUUUAGGGUUUGUGAGAUGGCUUCCAGUAUUUUGAAGAACCUCGUUAAAUUUUCAUCAUCGACGGCAACCACCACCACCACCAGAAGUUUCAGCCUCGUAACCACUCAAAUCAGCAACCACACGGCCAAGUGGAUGCAGGAUUUCUGUUGGCACAGGAUUUCUGUUGAGGAUGGAAGCUUAAUGAAUGUUUGGGAUACCAGCAAGAAAUCCCCAAUGGAGCUGAUCAAUGAAGUACCACCUAUUAAGGUCGAAGGCAGGAUAGUUGCUUGUGAAGGAGAUACUGAUCCCGCCCUUGGACACCCAAUUGAAUAUAUAUGCCUUGACUUGGCCAAGCCAGCUGUAUGCAAAUAUUGCGGACUACGAUAUGUUCAGGAUCACCACCAUUAGGGCAUGCUGUCUACAAGUCAUUGUUGUGUAUGAAUUGCUGCUGAACAUCAUUUAUUUGUUUUUGGUUACAAUGUUCUGACUAAAUCAUAUGAUGUAACAAAUGUACUUGUCUGUUACAAUUUGCUAAAUAAGAAUAUUACAAAAUUGUUGUGUUGCCAUCUGAUACUAUUGAUGGGGGAUCUUACAUUGUUGUGUAUGGAGAGCCUGUAAUUUGGCUAAUCAUUGAGCUAUAUUUUUAUAUUAGUA
This is a messenger RNA of Vicia villosa (hairy vetch), 739 nucleotides long. Its product is annotated as NADH dehydrogenase [ubiquinone] iron-sulfur protein 6, mitochondrial-like. Lineage: Eukaryota; Viridiplantae; Streptophyta; Magnoliopsida; Fabales; Fabaceae. The transcript has 4 exons. Gene Ontology annotation, biological process: mitochondrial electron transport, NADH to ubiquinone. The coding region runs from base 122 to 493 and encodes 123 amino acids. The record is from RefSeq and is a predicted model, not a curated record.